AGUAUCGACACACAGGCGGCAGAGGUGGACACGCAUACGGUGUUUCUCGAUGACAGAACUAACGUAAACAUACUGUUUCUGUCUCUUUUUCACCCAAACGCACAGUCAGUCCCGCUCUCGGGAAGCCCGGAGACCAAGAAUGACUGACGGAGGAAUGUUAAUCUCACCGUCGGCUCUCCAGGAUCCCGGAGAUGGAGCGCGACCUGAAGACAUCGCUAUGGAUUGUACGGACGGGGAAGAGGAAUUGUGCUUGGAGGAGAUUUUAACACUGUACAGUCAACCGAUCAACGAGGAGCAAGCCUGGGCCGUGUGUUAUCAGUGCUGCAGGUGGUUAACGCAAAAACACAGGCGGAAAGAGACAGGCGUGAGUCCACCUGGACGGAUUGCGGGUCCUGGAGAUGUGAGGAUCCGGAAGGACGGGAAUGUGAAAUUAUAUCAGCCGAGCAAUCCAGAUAAGCACACACCGCCCAGCUCAUCAAUAGAGAUCAUCGAGUCUCUGGGCAUCAUGAUCUAUAAGGCUCUGGAUUAUGGCCUGAAGGAGCAUGAGGAGAGAGAACUGAGUCCUCCUCUGGAGCAACUUAUCGACCUCAUGACCAACAUGGCGGACACAGAAACAGACUGUCCUGAUGAGGGAUACGAGGCCACGGAGGAGGAGGAUGAGGGAGAAGAAGAGAACGCUGAAGUCUCCAAUGUUCGAGGAUACCGGGACAUAAUUUCUCUCUGUUUGUCUCACCUUCCCAGUCCAUCUGAUGCUCCAAACCACUACCAGGCCGUGUGUCGAGCCCUGUACGCUGAGACCAAGGAGCUCCGCACUUUCCUGGAGAAGAUCAAGAGUGCCAAAGAGAAUUUGCGGAAGAUGGAAGGAGAAACAGAGGAGCCCGUCAGAGACCUGAAUGAGCUGCAGAAUGCUGACUGGGCUCGGUUUUGGGUGCAGGUGAUGAGGGACCUGAGGCACGGCGUGAAGCUGAAGAAGGUGCAGGAGCGUCAGUAUAACCCUCUAGCCAUCGAGUACCAGCUCACGCCUUACGAGAUGCUCAUGGAUGACAUUCGAUCCAAACGCUACAAACUCCGCAAGGUCAUGGUUAAUGGUGACAUUCCUCCGAGGUUAAAGAAAAGUGCUCACGAGAUCAUCCUGGAGUUCAUUCGAUCGAGGCCUCCAUUAAAUCCUGUUUCUGCUCGUAAACUGAAGCCUCAUGCUCCUCAACCUCCGACUCUCCAUGAGCGUAUCCUUGAGGAGAUCCGAUCAGAGAGAAAGCUUAGGCCCGUGUCUCCUGAUAUGAUCCGCAGGAGUCGACUCGGCGCAGGCAAAAGUAUAAGCACUCCACAGGACUUGUUCAGAAGCUCAGAUAUCCCAGAUGGACCUCGCAAGUUGGCCAUCAGCACACUAUCUCUGGCUAACGGCACGUCACCGGCUCGAAGUCCUGUGAACGGUGUAGCCGGAGGGCAUUCACUGUCCCAGAGGAAAAGGUUACUCAAAGCACCUACACUAGCCGAACUGGACAGCUCUGACUCUGAGGAGGAGCAAAGCACCCGCAAAUCUGACAGCAGCUCCAGCAUAUCCACCUCACUGGUUGAGGACACGUCUCCAGAGUCUGUCAUGGGCAAAAAACCUCCACCUCAGUUCCUGCCCAUUUCUUCCACACCUCAGCCUGACAAACGCAUUGCUCCUCAGAGGAGACACUCUAUUGAGAAAGAGGCUCCCACCAACAUACGCCACUUCCUGCCUCCAUCUCGACAGAACUCCAAAUCUCUGGCUCACGCACUAGGCAGCGGUCAUGCGGAGGAGUUCUGCUUCCCUGUCGAGUGUUUGACUCUGACCGUGGAGGAGGUGAUGCACAUCAGACAGGUUCUUGUCAAAGCCGAACUGGAGAAGUUCCAGCAGUAUAAAGACAUUUAUAAUGCACUGAAGAAAGGAAAGCUUUGCUUCUCAUGUCGGUCGAAGAAGUUCUCAUUAUUUACCUGGUCCUACACCUGUCAGUUCUGUAAGAGGCCGGUUUGCUCACAGUGCUGCAAGAAGAUGAAAUUGCCCUCCAAGCCUCACGCCAGCCUGCCCAUCUCCUCUUUGGGUCCCAGUAUCCUGCCCAAAAAAGAGCCCGGAGCAUCAUCAGCCCCGACAGAUAAAACCUCCUCCACAUCCAGCCACAAGAAAAACAGCCUUCAGCGCUCAUUGUCUAGAUCAUCAAAACACGGCGAUCGCUCGUCUUCUAAAGACGAGCUGGAGCUUCCGGAGCAGUUCACCGAGGACUGGAGCACCAUGGAGGUCUGCGUGGACUGCAAAAAAUUCAUCAACGACACACACACACUGUAGUGGUGUACAGGCCUGUUGACAUGCUUUUCUGUUUUGUGCAAAACUGACUGUACUGCCUUUCUCUACAGAAUGAUUGGUGUGCAUGAUGAAAUAGAUUUUUUAAAAUAAGAACAGAAUUGCCAAUAAAUAAAGCAUUUGAAAUUUGA
This is a messenger RNA of Danio rerio (zebrafish), 2454 nucleotides long. It is a transcript of the gene spire1a, whose product is annotated as spire-type actin nucleation factor 1a. Gene Ontology annotation, cellular component: plasma membrane; perinuclear region of cytoplasm; cytoskeleton. The record is from RefSeq and is marked validated. Gene Ontology annotation, molecular function: actin binding. NCBI's taxonomy places the organism in Eukaryota, Metazoa, Chordata, Actinopteri, Cypriniformes, Danionidae. Gene Ontology annotation, biological process: formin-nucleated actin cable assembly; actin nucleation; establishment of meiotic spindle localization.